Carcharodon carcharias (great white shark) is the source of this 4610-nucleotide messenger RNA. RefSeq names its product apoptotic chromatin condensation inducer 1b (gene acin1b). The transcript is spliced from 14 exons. Gene Ontology annotation, molecular function: nucleic acid binding. Bases 350 to 4567 code for a protein of 1405 amino acids. The record is from RefSeq and is a predicted model, not a curated record. NCBI's taxonomy places the organism in Eukaryota, Metazoa, Chordata, Chondrichthyes, Lamniformes, Lamnidae.
AGAGGAGGAGGCGGAGGAGGGCCAGGCGGAGGGGAGGGUGUCCGUGCCCCCCCGGGGUGGGGCCUGCGGAGGUCGCCAGAGGCAUCGGACCCCGGCGGAGCAGCCUCCCUGCUCCUCGCCCCCCCGGACCCUCCCUCGGUCUGGCCCACCGUCCAGACUGAAGCGGACCCCCAAUCCGGCCACUGACAAGCCAGGGACCGGCGCCUCCCCCCCCAUCACCGCACCAGGGGUGGAGGAGCGCCCGGCUGAGCGCCGGCGCUGGUCCUCCGGGCGCGAGCGCAAGAGGCCGCCCUCCGCCGCCGAGCGGACCGACUCCCCUCCCCCGGGGCCCGAGGGGCCGGAGGCAGUGAUGCCCUCGCUCUCCAAACCAGGCCAGGAGAGCCACGCGGUCAAGGGACAGCCUCCCUCCCCCGCAACCCAGACGGUCAAGGGACAGCCUCCCUCCCCCGCAACCCAGACGGUCAAGGGACAGUCUCCCUCCCCCGCAACCCAGUUGGCUAAGGGACAGUCUCCCUCCCCCGCAACCCAGACGGGCAAGGGACAGUCUCCCUCCCCCGCAACCCAGACGGUCAAGGGACAGUCUCCCUCCCCCACAAUCCAGACGGUCAAGGGACAGUCUCCCUCCCCCGCAACCCAGACGGUCAAGGGACAGUCUUCCUCCCCCACAACCCAGUCGGCUAAGGGACAGUCUCCCUCCCCCGCAACCCAGACGGUCAAGGGACAGUCUCCCUCCCCCGCAACCCAGACGGUCAAGGAACAGCCUCCAUCUCCCCCAACCCAGACGGGCAAGGGACAAUCUCCCUCCCCCGCAUCCCAGAUGGUCAAGGGACAGCCUCUGUCUCCCCCACCCCAGACGGUCAAGGGACAGUCUUUGUCUCCCCCAACCCAGACGGUCAAGGGACAGCCUCCGUCUCCCCCAACCCAGACGGUCAAGGGUCAGCCUCCGUCUCCCCCAACCCAGACGGGCAAGGGACAGUCUAUGUCUCCCCCACCCCAGACGGUCAAGGGACAGUCUUUGUCUCCCCCAACCCAGACGGUCAAGGGACAGCCUCCGUCUCCCCCAACCCAGACGGUCAAGGGACAGCCUCCGUCUCCCCCAACCCAGACGGUCAAGGGACAGCCUCCGUCUCCCCCAACCCAGACGGUCAAGGGACAGCCUCCGUCUCCCCCAACCCAGACGGUCAAGGGACAAUCUCCCUCCCACCCAACCCAGACCGUCAAGGGACAGCCUCCGUCUCCCCCAACCCAGACGGUCAAGGGACAGCCUCCGUCUCCCCCAACCCAGACGGUCAAAGGACAAUCUCCCUCCCACCCAACCCAGACGGUCAAGGGACAGCCUCCGUCUCCUCCAACCCAGACAGUCAAGGGACAGCCUCCGUCUCCCCCAACCCAGACGGUCAAGGAACAGUCUUCGUCUCCCCCAACCCAGACAGUCAAGGAACAACCUCCAUCACCCGCAACCCAGACGGUCAAGGGACAGCUUCCGUCUGCAGAAACCGAGACCUCCGAGGGACUGUCUCACCCCCCUACAACCCAGACGGUCAAGGGACAGCCUCCAUCUCCCACAACCCAGACGGUCAAGGGACAGCCUCGAUCUCCCACAACCCAGACGGUCAAGGGACAGUCUCCCUCCCCCACAAGCCAGACGGUCAAGGGACAGCCUCCAUCUCCCACAAACCAGACGGUCAAGGGACAGCUUCCAUCUGCAGAAACCCAGACCUCCGAGGGACUGUCUCACCCCCCUACAACCCAGACGGUCAAGGGACAGCCUCCAUCUCCCACAAACCAGACGGUCAAGGGACAGCCUCCAUCUCCCACAAACCAGACGGUCAAGGAACAGCCUCCAGCUCCCACAAACCAGACGGUCAAGGGACAGCUUCCAUCUGCAGAAACCCAGACCUCCGAGGGACUGUCUCACCCCCCUACAACCCAGACGGUCAAGGGACAGCCUCCAUCUCCCACAACCCCGACGGUCAAGGGACAGCCUCCGUCUUCCCCAACCCAGAUGGUCAAGGAACAGUCUUCGUCUCCCCCAAGUCAGACCGUCAAGGAACAGUCUUCGUCUCCCCCAACCCAGACGGUCGAAGGACAGUCUCCACCAACCCCGACGCAGACAGCGAAGGAACAGAACCCGUCUGCCCCAAGCCAGACGCCGAGGGCUCAGUCUCCACCUGCAGCGACCCAGCCGGCGGAGGGCCAGACGUCACGUCUGACGGUGCAGACGCCCGGCGACGCGGAUCCGUCUCCGCCACCCCCGAGGAAGGGUCAGCCUCCCCCGCCGGGCCGGGGAAAGGAGGGCGGGCCGGAGACACCCCAGCCGGCCGAGGGGCAGACUGCCCGCCCGCCCCCGUCGGCGCCGCGUCUAGCCGCUGGCGGGACCCCCUCCCGGAGUCCGGCGGGCGGAGGCAGGUCUCCCCAGGGGGGGCGGGGCACCAGGCAGAGCCGGGGCGAGCGGAGGGGGGAGGGGUCGUCUGGCUCCGCCUCCAGCUCCAGCGAGAGCUCCGGCCGCAGGCGCCGCUCGUCCAGCUCGUCCUCGUCCUCCGGCUCCUCCUCGUCCCGUUCACGCUCCAGGUCCAGAGGCAGGUCCAGCUCCUCGUCCACCGAGGCUCAGUCUCCCAGCCCAGUGCGGCACGGGACCUUCCGCAGGGACAGGUCUGCUGACCGACACCCGCCGUCCGCCGAAGGCCCCAGAGCUGAGGCAGCGAGACCCUCGAGUGGACGAAGCCAGACAGCUCCCAGCACCUCCCUUUCUGCAGGGAAACGCCGCAGGAACUCCGAGGACACCAAGGAGGGACAGCCAGCUGCCAGGAGACUAACGCAGGAGACAGGAACUGCAGAGGAAGCAGUCGCUCAGAGAAAGGCAUCGUCGCAGCCCGGAGUCGGCCGUCACCAUGUUGAGACCAAGCAGGCGGGGAUGGAGACGGAGACGAGCGCAGAGUGCGAUCCCGCGGAGCUGCCGAGCGAGCCCAAGGAGCAGCAGAGGAGCGAGGAGAGCAGCCCACCGGACGGGGAUAAGAAAGAGAACGCAGUCCCGAAAGCUUUCAAGAGGAAGAUCUCGGUGGUUUCUGCCAGUAAAUCCACCUCAGCAGGUAGUGGGGAGAUUGAGGCCGGACUUCCAGCUCGCAAGAGGCGUUGGGGGUCGAGCACUGUCGCCACCCAGAAGAAACCCUCCAUCAGUAUCACCACCGAGUCGCUGAAGAAUCUGAUUCCGGAUAUUAAACCUCUGGCGGGCCAAGGCCCCGGGCAGGGCCAGGAGGCUGUGGUGGACCUUCAUCCGGACGAUACCCGCAUCUCUGAGGAUGAGUGUGAAAGGAAUGAGGAGGAGGAUCCGCACGAUAAGGGGUUAAAGAUCCGCCGGACAGUAACCCAGGUGAUCCCUGCUGAAGGUCAGGAGAACGGGAAGGAGGAUGAACCUGAAGAGGAAGAGGAGGCGAAGGAACCGGAGGCACCUCCUGUGGAGGUUGCUGAGGUCGUACCUGCUGCAGAACCUGAGGUUAAAAAAGUCACUCCGAGUGAGACAGUUGUGAGACGUUCGAUCAGCCAGCAGAGGACGGGAAUGUCCGUGACAAUCGAUGACCCGGUGCGUUCCACCCAGAAUCCCUCACCGCCCCGGGGGAAAACCAGCAACAUUGUCCACGUCUGUAACCUGGUGAGGCCGUUCACGCUUGGGCAGCUGAAGGAGCUGCUGAAUCGCACAGGAACCAUCGAGGAGGAAGGGUUCUGGAUCGAUAAGAUCAAAUCCCACUGCUACGCCAAAUACACAGCCAUUGAAGAAGCAAUUGCCACACGGAACUCCCUCCAUGGUGUGAAAUGGCCGGCCUCCAACCCCAAAUUCCUGGCUGUCGAUUAUGCAGAACAGGAUGAGUUGGAUUUCCACAAGGGGCUGAAGCUGGACAAGCCGACGGAGCAGAAGAUGGAGGAGCCUCGUACAGACGCGCGGGACCACGAGCGGGCGGCCCGGGACCAGUGGGCUGAGCGCGAGAGGGAGAUGGAACGGCGGGAACGCACGCGCUCCGAGCGGGAGUGGGACCGUGACAAGGUCAAGGAGUACGAGGGCAAAGAGGGCACCAAGGCUCGUUCGCGUUCCCGAUCCCGCUCGCGCGAUCGCCGGAGGAAAGAACGUGCCAAGUCCAAGGAGAAGAGGAACGAAAAGAAAGAGAAAGCCCCCGAGGAGCCCCCUGCUAAACUGCUGGACGACCUGUUCCGCAAGACGAAGGCCGCACCGUGUAUAUACUGGCUUCCCCUGACAGUCGAACAGAUCCUCCAGAAGGAGAUGGAGCGGGCGGACCGGGCCCGGGAGAGAGAGCGGCGGCGCAAGGAGCAGGAGGAGGAGGAGCGGAAGCAGGCGGAGCAGCGCAAGGAGAGGGCGAAGGAGCGGGAGAAGGAGCGGGAGCGGGAGCGGGAGAAGGAGGCCGAGCGCAGCCGGGAGCUGGAGCGCGAGCGGGACCGGAAGCGGGACCACAGCCGCGAGCGGGGCCGGGACCGGGACCGGGAGCGGGACCGGCGGGACGCCAAGCGCCGGAGCCGGAGCCGGAGCACGUCGACUCGGGACCGGAGCAGGCGCUGACCGACUGACCGACCGGCCCGGCCGGCCGCGGACACUGAGGGCG